CGGCGGAGUAGCCUCUCUGUCGUGACGGAUCAGAGAUUCGGAGCGACCAAUCGAGCGAUUGGUUUGAGAAUCAAGAAAGGGAGUCGUCGCAUAGACCUAGUGAAAGGCGACAUCGGACCGUGCCCGAGGGGAUUUCGCGUGUGAACGGUGAAGCCGACCUAUGGCUGUCAGGACAGCUCCAAAAAGGUUUUCCAGCUCGCCAGGAACUAGAGAUCCAGCUUCUAUCCCCAUUUGUCCGCCCUGCUGUUGCUUCUCGAUUUCGCCUUCGCCUUGGACGAACCUCCUGUCCUACUCUAGCUUCCGUUUCCGCCUCUGUUAUGUGUAAACGCGACGUGCGGGUCGUGGUGUUUAUAAUUACCUUCUCGACGGAGACGGCGAGGGAGCCAACCGAGGCGACGCUCGCCAAAGUCACCAGGAAUCUUGGCUCCCGAGAAGACUGACGGAUUCGACUCGAUUCGACUCGAUGCUCCAAGGAACCACGAUCCUCGAAAUCAUCGGCAAAAAUUCAUCCAAAAGCAGCCUUCGUUUCUGACAAAGUACGACUGAAAUUUCCAACUUUUAACCAGGACUCUAUAGCCUUAUAGUUCAGUCAUCAGCCGGAUGACAGCCCCGUGACAACUAUCUCUCAUUUUGUCCUUCGGCACCUCAUAUCUGUAAAUACAGUCCAUGAUGUUCACGGGAAAAAUAAAGGUGGAGAUAUGCGAGGCCUCGGGGCUCAGGGCGACCGACAAGCAGCGAAAAUUCUGGCAGGACGAGUCGCCGAUCCUGGAUCCUUAUGUGUCGAUGGAUGUUGAUGAGAAUCCAUUGGAUCGUUCAUCAACCAAGCCUAAGACAUUUGAUCCUGUUUGGAAUGAGAGCUUCACCCACGACGUGCAGGAUGCUAUGAUGCUGAACCUCACCGUCUUCCACAAUGCUGCCCUGCCACCAGAUGAUUUUGUGGCAAACUGUUGCAUCCCUUUUGAGGAACUCGUCCAAAGGGAUGAUGAGACUGCUGACUUUUGGGUCGACCUUGAACCGCAAGGGAAGCUGCGUAUUAAGAUAGGUUUACAACGGAAUAAUCAAGGACAACAACCAGGAUGUGGUGCAGGCGACGGAGACGGAGUCGGAGGUGGAGAUGUCCGUGGCCAGAUCGGCGGAAAAGAACCCCGGCGUGAAUUCAAAGAACGUCAGGGUUUCAAUCGUCGUCGAGGGGCAAUGCGAAGAAGGGUUCAUCAAGUCAAUGGUCAUAAGUUUAUGGCUACUUUCUUGAGGCAACCAACAUUCUGCUCUCACUGCCGCGAAUUUAUAUGGGGCUUGGGCAAGCAGGGCUAUCAGUGUCAAGUCUGCACUUGCGUUGUUCACAAAAGAUGCCACAAACUGGUUGUGACAAAAUGCCCAGGCAUGAGGGACGAGACGAGUCAGCAGUGCACACAGGGUGCUCGGUUCAGUAUAGACGUGCCGCAUCGAUUCGUCGUUCACAAUUACAAAAGAUUCACAUUUUGUGACCACUGUGGCUCUCUUCUUUACGGGUUGAUCAAGCAGGGUCUACAAUGUGAAGUUUGCAGCAUGAACGUUCAUAAAAGGUGCCAGAAAAAUGUGGCGAAUAAUUGUGGAAUUAACACAAAAGCAAUGGCAGAAGUACUGAGCACGAUUGGAAUCUCGCCCGAUAAACAGGUAAAAGGACCGAGGAUUAACUACAGAACACCAGCUGGUGGACAGCAGCCAGUUUCAAGUGGCGAAUCACCAACUCCGGAUUCUUUACCGUUUUCGCAAAAAUCCAAGGAUGCUUCUUCUCUGGGAGAAAGUACAAGAUCGGGCAGUGACAGCGAGAUGAGGAAAGUGAGUCUCUCUGAUUUCAACUUUAUAAAGGUUCUUGGCAAGGGCAGCUUUGGAAAAGUCAUGUUGGCGGAGAAGAAGGGAAAUCCGGAUGAGGUGUAUGCUGUCAAAGUUUUGAAGAAGGAUGUCAUCAUUCAGGACGAUGAUGUUGAUUGCACAAUGACGGAGAAACGUAUUUUGGCUCUCGCUGCCAAACAUCCCUUCCUUACUGCUCUUCACAGCUGCUUUCAGACCAAAGAGAGACUUUUCUUUGUUAUGGAGUAUGUGAAUGGGGGUGAUUUGAUGUUCCAAAUACAAAGAGCCCGGAAAUUCGAAGAGAAUCGCGCUCGAUUUUACGCGGCGGAAGUGACGUUAGCCUUACAGUUUCUCCACAAACACGGAGUUAUUUAUCGUGAUCUGAAGCUGGAUAACAUUCUUCUCGACCAGGAAGGUCACUGCAAACUGGCAGAUUUUGGAAUGUGUAAAGAGGGGAUCUUGGAUGGAACAACUACGACGACGUUUUGCGGCACACCUGAUUAUAUUGCUCCUGAGAUUUUGCAAGAGCUUGAAUAUGGAGCAAGUGUAGACUGGUGGGCACUGGGAGUGCUGAUGUAUGAAAUGAUGGCGGGUCAGCCGCCCUUUGAGGCGGAUAACGAGGAUGACCUCUUUGAAUCGAUUUUACACGACGAUGUGCUGUACCCGGUCUGGCUUACCAAAGAGGCGGUGUCUAUUUUAAAGGGAUUUAUGACGAAAAACCCUGCCAAAAGAUUGGGAUGUGUCACGGCUAAUGGAGGCGAAAGUGCGAUCAGGACUCAUCCCUUCUUCCAGUACAUGGACUGGGAAGCGCUGGAAGCUAGGAAACUUAAACCACCCUUUAGACCAAAAAUCAAAAGCAAGAAAGACGCCGUGAAUUUCGACACCGAGUUUACACGGGAAACGCCGGAACUGACGCCCGUGAACCACGACAUCGUCCCUUGCAUAAACCAGGAGGAGUUCAAGGGCUUCUCAUUCGUGAACAAGGACUUCAACCCCACCAGAUUCUUGGUGCAAUAAAUCUAAGAAAGGUUUUUGAAUUGAAGCAAAUCUAUCGCCUAUUUUCUCCAGUCAGCUCAUUUCUUACGAGCGUACUUACGGAGUGAAAAUCAUUCAGGAUGAUAGAACUCCCUGGCACAAAGUUUGUCAUCAGUUGCAAUCACGAGAUGUUAAGAAAUGACCGCUCUGCCUUCCAAGGAGAAACACACACACAAAAAUGAGAUGCACAAACAUAGUCGCACAGGCACGCAGAUCAGUUUGAAACAUUUGGAAGAAAUUAAUUUGAUAGUUUUCAUUUGAGUAGUGUGCUUGUGUUUGAUUUUUUUUAAAUCACAUACAUACCACUGAAUACAUUUAAUAAUAGAAGCAUCAAUCACUAAUUCACUAUGCAGAAAUAAAUACAUAUGUGUAAGGUUGACCGAAGCUAGUGCAAUAUCUACGAGAUAUCUGACCAUAUAUAAUAGAGAGAGCAAAUUUUAUUUUAUUAUGAGACACAUUAGAGCGCGGCGUAUUAUCAUUACUCUAUACCGAGAGAAUGAUCGAUGAUCAAAGAGACUCGUACAAAAGUAUUGUUACUGCUUUCACUCGCACUUGAAUCUAGAAUUGCCCAAAUUCUGUCUACCAAAGAGAAUAAGUUACGUUUAGUUGUGCGCACUUUUAUCGAACAUCGAUCGAUGUAUCAGUUAUCAGCAAUUGUCCACGAAACCCGCCAUAUUAUUGUAAAGGGCUUUUUUAUUGCGAAUUUAAGGCAAACGAGAAAAAAAUCGGCUGAGCAACUUUAAGAAAUUUAUUUACUUGAUUUGGAAACUUGUCAGAUUCUGACUUUUAGGUCUCAAUAUUUUCUCCUUUUUUAUUAAUUGGAAAUAUAAAUUUAUCAAAUUAAAAUUGAGGAGAUAUGAUCAAUAUGGAAAGAGAUGUGAUCUGAAGAAAAAACUAAUUAUAUUAGAUGUUCAGUUUCUGUUUUUACUUUCUUGAUCUACUUUGUCAAAAGAAAUUUUGCUGCCGGUUAGUGCAUUUCGUCGUUUUUCUUACUUGUGUAACCCACAUGACAAAUCUUGAAAAACUUCGUUGAUUGCGGAUUUGAGAGAAUACAGGGUGUCCACCCUACCUGGAAAACCUUAAUGAAAAUUUAAAUAUUUUAUUUUUGGUUAAAAAUUUGUCGUUUUUAGUUAAAACUUUAAGUCUCUG
Belonocnema kinseyi is the source of this 4014-nucleotide messenger RNA. RefSeq names its product protein kinase C (gene Pkc98E). The transcript is spliced from 11 exons. The record is from RefSeq and is a predicted model, not a curated record. Gene Ontology annotation, molecular function: diacylglycerol-dependent serine/threonine kinase activity; ATP binding. The coding region runs from base 667 to 2847 and encodes 726 amino acids. Gene Ontology annotation, biological process: protein phosphorylation. NCBI's taxonomy places the organism in Eukaryota, Metazoa, Arthropoda, Insecta, Hymenoptera, Cynipidae.